Molecule: messenger RNA, 2901 nt
Organism: Megalops cyprinoides (Indo-Pacific tarpon)
Lineage: Eukaryota; Metazoa; Chordata; Actinopteri; Elopiformes; Megalopidae
Product: putative helicase mov-10-B.1
Exons: 20
Molecular function (GO): 5'-3' RNA helicase activity; RNA binding
Source: RefSeq, a predicted model, not a curated record
CCAGCGCCCCCUCCUGAUGAAGUACCAGCCUCUCCAUCCAGCUCCGAAACUGGGGUGAGAGCCAGGAGGAGGCUGGCUAACAAUCUCCUUCAGAAACUGAAAGAGAACAGAUCUAUCUUCAUCGCCGACAAAGAGGGCAUCGUGAUUACUUCUGACCACAACAUAGCAGAUGGCAAGAUCAAGCUGGACGUUGAGCACACCUCCGAGGUCCACGUGGUCAAGCUCUUAAUUCAGAACACGGGGAUGACAUCUCUGUACUUUUGCUACUACACCGCCCUGCACUGGAUGCGAUGUUUCAUGCUUUGUGAUGAAAAGAAAGUGACGCGGGUUUGUCCUCUGCUCCUCAGUCCUGGUGACAGCUAUGAAGUCCAGGUUCAGUUCAGGUCUGUCUACGCCGGUUUCUUCCCUGCCACGAUGGCCUUUGAGUUCAAGCCGGAAUCCUCGGCCAGCUGCAAACCCUUUCACAUUGUGCGUUACGUGGAGGUCAUGUGCAGUUCCAGCCUGGCCAUGGCGUUGGCUCCUGUCGCACCCUACAAGCCCACCCCUGCCGCUCCAAAAAGAGUGAUUACGUUUUUGCUGGAGGAGGGGGAGCAGCCAGAGAGUCAUGUUGUGCAGAGGCUGAAAAUGGUGUUGAAAUUAGGUGAAUACCUAUACCCUAAGCACUUGAAGGAACUGCCCAGUUUCUUGCGGGGCCAGAGCUACUUUUCUACACAGACAGCAGAGCUCCAGUCCAUGAAGGAGCUGCUGGAGUCUCCCUUGAGUUUUCAGAACUACGGCAAGCGAUUCCAGCUCCUGCUUCACCUAGAAGAGAUCCAGAUGGAGGUGGACAUCAGGAAGUACAACAUGGAGAACAAACCCAUGGUCGCAGACCCGAGAAACAAGAGACUCCUCAUCCUACAUGUUCCCGGUGUGGCUGAGAACAGACCCUCUGUCCUGAAAGGAGACCACCUUUUGGUGUCCAAGGUUGGAGAUGUGACAGAACCCAUCACGAAGUACAAGGGCUACGUGCACAAAGUGGAGCUGGAGUCUGUCAAACUGGGCUUCUCCAAGAAGCUCAUUAACAGCUUCUUGGACAACAUGAAGUUCAAUGUGGAGUUCACCAUCAACCGCUUCCCGCUGAAGCUUCAGCACCGAGCAGUGGACCUGGCAGUCCAGCACCAGCUGGAAGAGGUUCUGUUCCCAACGCACUCCAGAACAAGAGAAUGGGCCCUUCCCUCUCUCAGGCUGUUCGACCGUAACCUGGAGCAGAACCCAGAGCAGUACGGGGCAGUCCAGCGCAUCGUGGCCGGAGUGUCCAAGCCCGCUCCCUAUCUGGUGUUCGGUCCCCCUGGAACUGGCAAAACCGUCACUGUGGUCGAAGCUAUCAGACAGGUGCACAAAGCCGAUCCCUCCGCCCACAUCUUGGCCUGCGCUCCCUCCAACAGCGCGGCGGACCUGCUCUGCGAGCGCAUGCAGGGGGCAGGUGUGGACGCCCGCAACGUGUUCCGCCUGUAUGCCAGCAGCAGGGACAUAGAAUCCGUGCCUGCUGUUCUACUGGGCUGCUGCAACUGGGACGAAGACCAGUGUGCCUUCGUGUUCCCCUCCAAGGAGACCCUUAUGGAGUACAAGGUCCUGGUCACCACAGUGGUUACAGCCGGACGGCUGGUCUCCGGAGGCCUCCCCAGGGGUCACUUCAGCCACAUCUUUGUGGAUGAGGCAGGCCACGCCGUGGAGCCUGAGUGUAUAAUUGGCAUGGCAGGUUUGCUGUGUGCAGAGACGGGCCAGCUGGUGCUGGCGGGAGACCCCCAGCAGCUGGGCCCCAUUUUGCGAUCCCCCCUGGCUAUACAGUACGGACUGGGCCUGUCCUUAUUGGAGAGGUUGAUGAAGCACAAUCCUCUGUACCAGAAGGACGGGGAGACAGGGAGGUUCGACAGCCGCUUUGUCACCAAGCUGUUGAGGAACUACAGGUCCCACCCUGCCAUUCUCAAGAUCCCGAACGAGCUCUUCUAUGAUGGAGAGCUGCAGGUGUAUGCUGACGAGAUCCUCCGAAACAUGUACUGCAACUGGGAGCACCUGCCCAAGAAGGGUUUUCCUCUCAUCUUCCAUGGUGUGUCAGGGAAGGAUGAGAGAGAGGAAAACAGCCCAUCCUUCUUCAACCGCAACGAGAUUGAUGUUCUCGUUGACUAUCUCAAGAAGCUGCUUCAAACUCAGGGCAAGAAGGGCAUAUCCAAAAUAUCACCUAGGGAAAUAGGCAUCAUCGCCCCUUACAGAAAGCAGGUUGAGAAAAUUCGGAAGGCCAUCACAAACUGUGAUAAGGAGCUUAGCGAGCUGAAGGAUAUAAAGGAGCUCAAGGUGGGCUCGGUGGAGGAGUUCCAGGGGCAGGAGCGAAAGGUCAUCCUGGUGUCAGCGGUGCGCAGCAGUGUUAACUACGUCAAGAUGGACAAAGACUUCAGCAUCGGCUUCCUCAAGAACGAGAAGAGGUUCAAUGUGGCAAUGACCAGAGCCAAGGCCCUGCUGAUUGUGGUGGGUAACCCCCUAAUACUCAAUAAGGACCCCACCUGGGGAAGGUUCAUCGAGUACUGCACAGAGGGCUACACAGGGUUUGACUACACCAACGAAGAAGGAGAAGAGGAGGUGAUUGGCCGCCUGGCCGACCUUAGCAUCAACGAAGAGCUGAAAGUGGAGACAGAGGAGAGCACCGUCCAACAGCACCUUGAUCCAGAGUGGAGGAGUGAGCAGUGACCAACCUAAAGACUGGGACUACGUUCCACAGAAGGCACCUGGGACUUCUCCAAAAAACCCCAGGAAAAAUGUCUGGAUGGACACACCAAACCUUUAUAUCUACCUUCUCAGGGCUAUUUACAUGACAUAUGCUCAGCAUUUCCAACUAAACACAUUCCCUGGAGUUUUUUCAAAAACUUG